Messenger RNA from Microstroma glucosiphilum, 917 nucleotides. RefSeq lists its product as hypothetical. The coding region runs from base 99 to 845 and encodes 248 amino acids. NCBI's taxonomy places the organism in Eukaryota, Fungi, Basidiomycota, Exobasidiomycetes, Microstromatales, Microstromataceae. The transcript has a single exon. The record is from RefSeq and is a predicted model, not a curated record.
CCCCCCACCCGUCUUUCAAAGUCUACCGAAGCUGGUCUUCGUAGCCCACCUGCCUAGCCGCAUUCCCCAGUCGCACCGUAGUCCCAACACUGUCCAGUAUGCGUAUCCUCUCCCUCUUCCCCGUCCUCUUCAUGGCGGGUGCCGCUGCCGUGAGCGCUGCCAGCCUUCCUCUCACCACCGUUCCCCACCCUACCACUACCACCACCUCUGAGGAUCCUUCUCCUCUCCCUCUCAGCACGCGUGGCUGCGGUCUUCUCAGCGCCUGCUUCAGCAGUCUCAAGAACACCUUUCAAGGCGCCUCCAGCGUUUCCGAGGUGCCAGGACGCACGAGCAAAGAGCAUCGCUACAGCUCCAUUGCCCUCUCGCGUAUGCCAUCCUACCGCGCGUCCCCCUCGGGAACAGCGUCGCACAUGGGCUCACCUCCACGUCCCCCGCGCCAUAGUCCCCGAAGCAAGGACAAGGACAAGGGCAAAGGCAACCCGAUGCCGCUCCCCUUGCCCAUGUCAAUGGAGAAGCCUCUGCCGAACAAAUCCCGCCCGGAGCUAGCGCGUGCCAAGAGCCCCCUCAUCGCGCCCACUGUCCCUCCCGGCGAGGUCAAGAUGGUCCGAGGUCGUGGACGCAAGAAUCGAGGAAAGUUGCCUUACAUUCCUCCCCCUAAUUCGGGACCAUUCGGUUGGGGCCGUUUUGGCUCCGGCCCUGCGGGUGCUGCUGCGCAGGAAAGGGUCUGGAAGGGAGCCCGAGAUGAUGUGAGCGCAAUGAUGGAUGGGAGCUCUAGCCAGGAUAGGAAGAGUACCCUGGCGGCCCUCAAGAACAAGAAUGGGGGCAAGAAGCCGGCGCAGGCCUGAUCGAUGACGCUUCUCGAUUCGAGGGCUUGGUAGAGAGCAAGACGAGGUAGUGGUUUUGUGAAUCUCCUGCCU